Molecule: messenger RNA, 2208 nt
Organism: Parasteatoda tepidariorum (common house spider)
Lineage: Eukaryota; Metazoa; Arthropoda; Arachnida; Araneae; Theridiidae
Product: ADAMTS-like protein 5
Biological process (GO): extracellular matrix organization; proteolysis
Cellular component (GO): extracellular matrix
Molecular function (GO): protein binding; metalloendopeptidase activity
Source: RefSeq, a predicted model, not a curated record
UCGCCUGGCUGUUUUGUUUCUCUCUAAUAGAUGGCGCUAAAAUCAUCCAUUACAUUAGAACAUUUUUCAUUCAUUCAUCAAGCAGACGUGAAAAGACGUGGGGAAAAGCCAAUGCGGGUGUGCUUGGAUGUUAUUGUUUUGUAAACGUUUCUCUUGAUGCUUUUUUUUUUAAAGUAAUAAUAAAUUAGAGUUUGCAAUCUGUAGAAGAAUUAGGAGAUAAUGAAAAGUUUUAAAUGAAAGUAAUUUAUUAACACCUUAUAAUCUAAAGGUUAAUUUCCCUCUUUGAAAAGGUGCAACAGGUGGAAAAGGGGAUGCUUUCUACCGAGAUAACAUUUUACCAGUGGGCACUAUUAUAUUUUCUUUGCUUCAUCAAUAAACCGUCCUUAGUGAAUGCCAAAAGCAGUUCUGGAAUGAAAUUUCAGUAUGAGAGGCAUAGAUCUGCGUCUAAGAUAUGGUCAACGUGGACACAUUGGUCAGAAUGUAGUCGCACCUGUGGUGGAGGAGUUAGAAUGCGAUCAAGACAUUGUCGCAUAAGAGUGAAUGGAUACUCAGUAUCAAAUGACUCAUGCCUGGGAGAAAGUGUCGAACACGAACUUUGUUCUACUAGCACCUGCUCACCAAUUGACAAAGACUUUUUGGAGUAUCAAUGCUCGUUACAAAAUGGCCUUGUUAUUGCGGGAAAAAGAGUUAGCGAUUGGCUCCCUUACAAAUAUGGAGUAAAUUCUUGUCAACUUCAGUGCUGGUCGAAAGUAAAUUUCAUCAUUCACAGUUUUGGCAAAGUCAUGGACGGGACAAAAUGUUCAUACAUGAAUACAGAAGAAGAAGAAGCAAUAUGUAUCAACGGUAGGUGCUCGCUUGUCGACUGUUCUGGAAAAAUUGGUUCAUUUAAGCAGAAGGAUAAGUGUGGAAUAUGUGAUGGAAAUAAUUCAACUUGUGUCAAAUUUCAGAAUACAUUUUGGAAACGACCUAGAAACAGAGAAUACUAUUCUAAUAAAGAUUAUCAUUAUGAAUAUGAUGAAAUAUUUCGUAUACCAACUGGAGCAACAAAUAUUCUUGUGCAAGAAGCAAGCAAAACAAACUUCUUGGCUUUGGUAGACCAAAAAGGAAAGUACUUCAUAAAUGGCAACUGGAGAGUUGAUUCACCAGGAAAAUUUAACGUCCAUGGAUCAGAAUUUAUUUACAAUCGAACUUGGGAUGGAACAGAAAUAUUGACUUCAAUGAACCCUACAAGAUACAUACUUAUUGUUUUAGUCAUGGGAAAUGGAGACGUUCCAACAGUGCAAUAUGAAUACUGGAUGUCAACAUACAGCCACAAACAACGUACAAGUCAGCAACAUACUUCAUAUCAAGCAGACCCCUUGGAACAACGUUCCUAUCACACAAAAUUUAAUGAACCAAAAACGAACCCAACUCCCGUUACAAAAGAAAUUACUCUAUCACCAAAACUCCAAGGCUACAAUUCCUUUUACCACCGAAAUGAGAUUUUAAAGUCAGUUCCUUCGUGGAGCAUCAAAAGAUUUUCUAAUUACAAGAAUCCUCUGAAUAUUUUAUCUUACCAAAAUCCAAAUCAUAUUUAUUCUGUUGAUGGAGGAAGCACAACUGAGGCUGCUUACUGGAAUCAAAACAAAGCGAAAGAGGUCACGAAUAAUAUAGUUUAUCAACAAAUAAAAUCCAAGAACCUUCCCAUUUUGAAUGAUAAAAUAGUUCCAUUGGAUAGUGCUGGAAGGCCAACUGGAACUUCAGCGCAGAUGGGUAACCAAAACAAAGUGUUCGAAUAUAAUGUGCAAGAUGAUUUUCUGAAGCAGAACAUUAAAAAUAAAUCAAAUAUUGAAACAAUUAUUAACCGACGAAAAGAAAAAUCAUUAAAUACAAGGGGUAAAAGUAAGUAUGCUUAUAAUAAAAUUUUUAACUAUUAUUUUGUUUUUAACUAGGAGUGUUCAUCCCUUAUUCGUUAUCGCUCACUGUCUAUCGGAAUUGCUUACACAGUUCAUUUCAAAUCGCUUUGAACAUUUUUUUCGCCAUAACUUUUGUUCCAUAAUACAACUUUUAAACUUUAACCAUUCCAGAACCGGGAUCACGUAUAUGUAAUCGCACCUAUCACCCUACGCGGCCCACGGUAUCUUAUAUAAAACGAGCCUUUCUGACACUAGCAGCCCAAGAUCAUACAGACGUGAUGACAAUAUGCUUCUCUCGUAUUACAUCACGGAU